This is a messenger RNA of Botrytis cinerea B05.10, 1103 nucleotides long. RefSeq lists its product as hypothetical. The record is from RefSeq and is a predicted model, not a curated record. Gene Ontology annotation, cellular component: membrane. Lineage: Eukaryota; Fungi; Ascomycota; Leotiomycetes; Helotiales; Sclerotiniaceae. Bases 208 to 858 code for a protein of 216 amino acids. The transcript is spliced from 3 exons.
GAAUCACGAGGUAGACAGGCAGGUACGAAGGGAGACAUAUUUGAGCGGACAAAUUCCCAUUCAAGUAUGAAGUUUGUGUACAUUGCUUUUCAUAUUCGUGCAUUCUUUCGCUAUCACAUCGAUAUUCACAUUCGUAUAUUUUUAAGUUUGAACAUUGUCCCACGAGAAGGCUUCCAGUUGAAUUGAGCACAUCAAGAAGCUUCCACCAUGACUGUCGCGAAUAAAACUCAUAUCCCUGGUGCGAGGAAUGCUUUACUUGGACUUCGCAUUGCACAGUUGGUGCUUGCUGUGGUUAUACUUGGUCUUUCGUCUUAUGGAGUUUAUUGGCUUGUAUAUGAUGGAGAUUCACUUACAUUGGCUUCGGCCGCUAUCUCGAUUGUUAUUUGUGUCUAUGUGAUAGUAGCAAGCACAGGCGCACCUGUCAUGUACAACUACUGGGCUAUACUCGGUCUUGAUAUUCUCGCCGUGAUACUCUGGGUUGUAUCAUUCCCGAUUCUCGCUUCGCAAAUUGCAAACGCCAUUACUGUCGAAGAUACUUGCUAUACAUAUUACGAUGGAUAUUGUUACUACAAACACAAACGUGGUCUUGAGAAGCGUGCAGAGACCACUUGGGAGACAUAUAAGAAUGUGAUGAUUGCAACAUCAGCAUUGGCUGGUAUUGAGUUUGUACUUUUUGUGAUUACGCUUGUCAUUCUCGGGGUUAAUCUUCAUAGACAUCGCCGUGCUGGAGGUCAUUGCCAACCUGGUGCGGCAGCUCCUAGACAGAUAGAUCUUGAAGGGAAACAACAACGUAAUGUCACUGCACCUGUGGAUCAAAGUGAACCUGAGGUUUACAAUCCACCGGCCGCUCACCACUAGAUGUAUUUUACGAUCCCGGUAUACUCCGAGGGAAACGAAGAUGAAGGAGAGUGACAGAGCUAGGAGAGUAUGGAUACGUCGGAAUACGGAGUUCUGAUCAAGGUGUUGGAUGAUACCCGAAUGUUUUUUUCGUGUGCAUAGUGUUUGGAACGAAUAAGAAUGAUAAGAUUGUACUACAGAAUAAGGAUGAGGAUCGGGAAAUGUAUGCAGCUUUUAAUACGAUAUGGCUUGUUCCAAAUUGAUCA